Molecule: messenger RNA, 1115 nt
Organism: Neurospora tetraspora
Lineage: Eukaryota; Fungi; Ascomycota; Sordariomycetes; Sordariales; Sordariaceae
Product: mitochondrial thiamine pyrophosphate carrier 1
Exons: 2
Coding region: 83-1084 (333 amino acids)
Biological process (GO): transmembrane transport
Molecular function (GO): transmembrane transporter activity
Source: RefSeq, a predicted model, not a curated record
UGGUCGUUGAUCACGCAUCGCUCAGCCCACGUUUACCGGGCGUCCACUUCCACGUCUAUCCGCCGUAUCGCGUGCUGGAUGAAUGUCUGGCAAGGCCGAACGCCUCAAGGAUGAGGGUUCCCGCCUCCAGGUGACGGCCGCCGGCGCAACGGCCGGCUUGAUCUCUCGCUUCGUCAUCGCCCCCCUCGAUGUCGUCAAGAUCCGCCUCCAGCUGCAACACCACUCCCUCUCGGACCCGCUCAUCCACCAGCGCGGCGCCGAAAUCAUCGGCGGCGGGCCCAUCUACAAGGGCACUCUCCCUACAAUCCGACACAUCCUGCGCACCGAAGGUCUCACCGGUCUCUGGAAGGGCAACAUCCCCGCCGAGCUUCUCUACGUCUCGUACGCCGCCGUGCAGUUCACCACCUACCGCUCCAUCACGCAAUUCCUCCAAACCGCUUUUCCCAAAGAACAAAACAAACAACUGCCCCAAUCAGUCGAAUCUUUUGUGGCAGGCGCCACCGCCGGCGGCGUCGCCACGGCAGCUACCUACCCCCUCGAUUUGUUAAGGACACGCUUCGCCGCGCAAGGCGUCGAGCGCGUCUACCCUUCUCUUCUACAAGCGAUCAAAAACAUCUACACCUCCGAAGGCGCCACCGGUUACUUCCGCGGCUUGGGGCCAGGUCUGGCACAAAUCAUCCCGUACAUGGGCAUGUUUUUCUGCGUGUACGAAACUUUACGCCCCGCGCUCUCCGACCUCGAGCUACCCUACAGCUCGGGGAGCGCGGUGGCGGGCGUGGUGGCGAGCGUAGUAGCCAAGACGGGCACGUUUCCGUUGGAUUUGGUGAGAAAAAGGAUACAAGUGCAGGGCCCGACGAGGGGGUUGUAUGUGCAUAAGAAUAUCCCCGUUUAUGAUGGUGGGAUGAUAAAGACGGUGGGGACGAUUGUGAGGAGGGAAGGGGUGAGGGGAUUGUAUAGGGGACUGACGGUUAGCUUGUUUAAGGCGGCGCCGGCGAGCGCGGUUACGAUGUGGACUUAUGAGAGGGCUUUGAGGUUUUAUGUUCGGCUUGGAGCGGUUGGUCCGGUGGAGGAGGAAGGGGCGUGAGAUCUUGAUUCAUGGAACGGUCUUUUUUUGC